This is a messenger RNA of Naegleria gruberi, 510 nucleotides long. RefSeq lists its product as uncharacterized. The coding region runs from base 1 to 510 and encodes 169 amino acids. The record is from RefSeq and is a predicted model, not a curated record. The transcript has a single exon. NCBI's taxonomy places the organism in Eukaryota, Heterolobosea, Eutetramitea, Acrasida, Naegleriidae.
AUGUUCAAGUCAAUUCUAUUCACUUGUUUCGUCUUAGCAUUGAGUUUUCUAGUUAUUGGAAAGCCAAUCUAUGUUGAAAUUUGCAAUUUAGCAAAAGAAGAACUUGCACCAAUCAUUAACAAUGAUAAAUGCAAUCUCAACAAUUACACACUCCUCCUUCCAGCCAACACUCGUGUCGAAAUUAUUGGUCAAAGUUUCUUCUGUGGCAGAGAAAAACUCAUGUUUCCAAUUUCAGUUUAUGGCAUUCAGGGAGAUGUCUUGUUGAGUAAUUUGUGUGCAAUCAAGUCAGAGUUUAGAGGUGGUGAUAAAGUAGUUGUUUGUAAGGGAAGCUCAUUGAAUGUGUAUUCAACUCCAUUGCUUUAUGGAAAGCCUGCUUUCACAUUUGUUCAAGGUCAAUUCGGUUAUGUAUUGUCUGAUCCAAUUUAUACUGAACAAGGAAUUUAUGUUACAAAGGUUUUGGUUGGAAGCUCUAUUGGUUGGGUUGACACUAAUUUUAUUUGCAGUGUCUAA